Molecule: messenger RNA, 2409 nt
Organism: Aspergillus wentii DTO 134E9
Lineage: Eukaryota; Fungi; Ascomycota; Eurotiomycetes; Eurotiales; Aspergillaceae
Exons: 8
Coding region: 1-2409 (802 amino acids)
Biological process (GO): glycolytic process; DNA damage checkpoint signaling; glucose 6-phosphate metabolic process
Cellular component (GO): cytosol; mitochondrion; checkpoint clamp complex
Molecular function (GO): D-glucose binding; mannokinase activity; ATP binding
Source: RefSeq, a predicted model, not a curated record
AUGGAAGACGGUCUACGAUAUCGACCAGACAUUCUUCGCGAUGUUCCUCCAGACCUUGUCACCACCUUGAAAGAACUCGAUGAUACUCUGGCGAUCGAUCGACCUCAGCUCAAGCGAAUCACCGCCCAUUUCGUGGAUGAGCUCGCCAAAGGUCUCACGGUGGAGGGUGGUGAUAUUCCCAUGAAUGUGACCUGGGUUAUGGGAUACCCCACCGGCAACGAGCAAGGGCGCUUUUUGACUCUCGACAUGGGAGGGACCAACCUACGCGUCUGCGAGGUGUGCCUCUCCAAAGAGGAACGCGAGUUCGAACUCACCCAGAGCAAAUACAAACUACCGGCGCAUAUCAAGUCUGCUUCGCAGGAGGAACUGUGGGACUUUGUUGCAGAGUGUCUGCGACUCUUUCUCCACGAACAUCAUGGCGGAGAUCAGUCGGCUAAUCUUCCCCUGGCCUUCACCUUUUCUUACCCCGUCACGCAGUUGGGAAUCAGAAGUGGCAUCCUGCAGCGCUGGACCAAGGAUUUCAAUGUGCCUGGCGUAGAAGGCCAUGAUGUAAUUCCCCAGCUGGAGGCUGCAUUUAAACGGAAGCAACUGUCGGUCAAGGUCGUGGCACUGGCCAACGACACAACGGGAACCCUCAUGUCAACCAAGUACCGGAACUCUCGGAUCAAGAUCGGCAGUAUAUUCAGCACGGGCUGCAAUGCGGCCUAUAUGGAGGAGUGUCGCGCAGUUCCCAAAAUCCAAGAUAAGGGGCUCCCCCCUGACGCGCUGGUCGCGAUCAACACUGAAUACGGAGCCUUUGAUAACAAGCGGCGAAUUCUACCACGUACGCGUUUUGAUGAAGAUAUUGACAGGAUGUCCGCGCGCCCGAACCAGCAGCUGUACGAGAAGAUGGUGGCUGGUCUAUACAUGGGCGAGCUCAUCCGACUGAUAUUGCUCGAACUACAUUAUACAAACCGGCUCUUCGCGGGACAGGACAUCACGCGGCUGCAGCAACGCAAUGUCGUGGAUUCGUCCUUCCUGUCGAUCGUGGAAGAAGACACUUCCGAGUCACUGAUAGACAUCCGUAAACUGAUCCGCGAGAAACUGGACCUGGAGCCUUUGCCUCAUGAGCUGAGGGUCUGUCGAUAUCUGGUUGAAUUGAUCGGGACUCGUGCUGCCCGUCUCUAUGUUUGUGGCAUUGCUGCUAUUUGCAAGAAACGAAAGAUCCAGGACUGCCAUGUUGGGGUUGAUGGCACCGUGUUUAACCAAUACACUCACUUCCGGAAACGUGCUGCACAGGCGCUUCGGGAUAUUCUUGACUGGCCUGAGGAUCGCGAGGACCUGAUUACGUUCUAUUGUUCCGAGGAUGGAUCGGGGGUUGGGGCGGCAUUGAUCGCAGCUCAAUUAACCAACAUUGUCACGUUUACCAAACUCACAGCCUCCCUCUCAUCCCUGGGAAAGGUCUGUUGGAUGCGUCUUGAGGAUGGCGUCGUCCGCUUUACCAUCAUCCCCGACCAGGGCACUCAAGUGUGGGCGCAAUUACCAGUCGAAUCCAUCUUCGAGGAAACCUCAUACACCCUUCAGUCCAACUCGGGCGUCAUCAACCUUGAAGUCCCCGUCGGCGCUCUCCAUCGCGCCCUCCGCUCCGCCAUCGGCGCGUCCUCCGCCCAUCUCCGUCUAACAAAGAAAGGCAACGUCCCUCUCCUAGCGCUAACCGUGCAUUCAUCGUCCUGGACGACGGGGAAAAAUGCCAUCGGCAUCUCCCAGUCAGACCAGGCCCCCGCUAUCCACGACGAUGGCGAUGAUGAUGACGCCGCCGUCUUACCUAGAACUGCUAACGGUCCGCGCGAACGCGAAACCAUGAUCACCCAGGAAGUCCCCGUAAAGGUGCUUCAUGAGUCAGGUGUAGAGGGCCUCCACGAGCCACGCUGCCGUGACCCAGACGUGCAUAUAAUCCUACCCAGUUUGAUUCAGCUGAAGUGUAUUUCGGAGCGGUUUACCAAGCUGGCCUCGGGUGAGAAAGCAGCUGGGGCUGCGGCGUCUGCGACGGGCCCGUCGCCCAAGUUGGAGUUGUCAGCUAAUAUGAAGGGAUCGUUGAGGCUGGCUAUUUCGACGGAUGCGCUGCGUAUCUCGAGUGUUUGGUCGGAUUUGGUGAAUCCGCCGUUGGAUCCGGGACAGCUGUCGCAGAGUGAAAUUGAGCAGUUGCCUAGUGAGCGGAUGAGGGCUCUCGGCGAUAGUGAAGAGGGAUGGGCCAAGGUUAGGAUUGAUGGGAAUGAUUGGGGACGUGUCUUGAGCGUGGGGAGGUUGAGCCCGAAGGUUGUUGCUUGCUUCAUCAAUGAAACAGCACUGAUCCUAUAUGUCUAUCUACCGGGUAGCUGGAAUGCAGAGGAUUCCUGUCUGACAUACUAUAUCAACUCUUUUGCAAUCUAA